AUGACAUCUUCACAUGAAGAUGACAUUGCGAACCGAGACUUUAAUGAGAUUGUAAACGUUGAGGAAAGAAAAGGUACUACUAGCCUAACAGCAUCUGCUGAAGACUUCAAAGAUUGGAUACAAGAUAUAAACUUGUUGGACUUACUGCUUAAUGACCGUAAUUUUACGUGGUUCAGAGGUCGUUCCUGCAGUCGGAUUGAUAGAGUUCUGGUUAGUCUGGAAUGGGUUGAGGAGUUCCCUGAGAUUCGCUUAAGAGGAGGACCGAGGGGCUUGUCAGAUCACUGCUCGAUGAUAGUGGAAGAUUCAAGAGGAUGCUACAGCUUUGAGGUGUUGCCGUCGGUUGAGGAGAUUAAAGAUGCAGUAUGGGACUGUGAAUCUUCUAGGGCACCAGGAAGUGAUGGGUACAACAUGAAUUUUAUUAAAAAGUGUUGGGACGAGAUUGGGGUUGAGUUCACAGCAGCUGUGGUGGGGUUCUUUCAGACUUCUAAGUUAUCGACUGAUACUAAUAUAACUUGGGUUGCUUUGGCACCAAAGUUUAUUGGGGCUAAGGAGAUCAAGGACCUUCGACCAAUUAGCAUGGUGAGUUGUGUGUAUAAGGUGAUUUCUAAGGUGUUGGUAAGGAGAAUGAGAGCAGUUAUACCAGGCCUGGUUGGAGAGACUCAGAGUGCAUUUGUUAAGGAUAAAAAACUAUAUGACGGAGCACUUAUUGCUUGUGAAACUGUACAUUGGCUUCAAAUAAGAAAAAAAAUAAUUGGAAAAGCAGUUAGAAAUGGCUGGAUAACCCCAUUAUUCGUUGGGAGAGAUAAUAUUGAAUUGUCAUAUCUUCAAUUUGCUGAUGACACUGUGUUGUUCUAUCCACCAGAGGAGGAGACCAAUAAGUAUUACAAGAGGCUUCUACGAUGCUUUGAGUUGAUGUCGGGCUUAAGUAUCAAUUUUGACAAGUCUAGUUUGAUCACAAUCAAUUGUGAACAACAGUGGGUUCGAAGUAUGUGGAGCUUUCUUGGGUGCAAGGAAGCUACCCUUCCAGUCAGAUACCUUGGAAUCCCUCUAGGAGCUAACCCGAGGAUGGUUAAGACUUGGAAGCCAAUUAUAGACAAAGUGGAGGAGAAGCUCAGCUUAUGGAAAUCUAAGGUACUGAACAAAGCCGAGAAGUUGGUGCUCAUCAAAGCAGUACUAAACAACUUGCCAGUAUAUUACUUAAGCUUAUAUAAGAUGCCGAAGGCUGUUAUGGAGAAACUUAUUUCAUUACAGAGAAGGUUCUUGUGGAGUAAGGAGGAUGGAAGGAAUGGUAUGGCUUUGGUUAGUUGGAAAGUGGUCCAAGCUCCAAAAAAGUUGGGUGGGUUAGGUGUCGGAGAUGCGAUGAUUCAUAACACAACACUUCUAUUUAAGUGGUGGUGGAGGUUCUCAAAGGAGGAGUAUCCAUUGUGGAAGAAGGUGGUAUACUCUUGUUACAAUCUCUCUCCUAAUGCGCUAUUAUCAACCCAGACGUUACCUACUAAAGGGGGUCCAUAG
This is a messenger RNA of Arachis ipaensis, 1512 nucleotides long. RefSeq lists its product as uncharacterized. The record is from RefSeq and is a predicted model, not a curated record. Lineage: Eukaryota; Viridiplantae; Streptophyta; Magnoliopsida; Fabales; Fabaceae.